GAGCCCCGUCACACCCACCCCGAUAGACUUUCCCCCCUCCUAUCUCCCAUCCGUUUCGACGUUUUCGUCGUCCCUAUCCCGCGUGUUUCUCGAAUACCUGUCCUCGCCUCCACUUUUGUUUUCUCAUCUUAUCUUCGGCCUGGUUUCUCAUGCAGCAUAUCGACAUUUAGACCUAUCUGGAUCCAACAAAAAUCUCUUCACGACAUCCAUACUUAUGUCCGCUUCUGACUGAGGCGUCCUAGGGCACAAUGGCUUGCGCGGACGAAACGCUCGCGGCCGCUGCUGCCAUCCUGAAAGGUCUUGCGAAAGAAGCUCCUUCAUCCGGCACACCUCCCUUCGAAUUCGAAUUCUCUCAUCCCUCUGCCAAUGGCUUCGACGCAAAACACACAAAACUGCCUGGAGAACCAACCUCAGCAAAGGCGGCGUUCGAACAAGAGUUGGAGGCGUUAGUCCGACGAGUCCGUCAUCUGGAAUUCCAAAAUCACCAAAAUGCACACCUGCCCCAUGGAUCCAGACCUCCGGCCGUCGAACCGGAGGAGCCAGAAGCGGAGGAGGAUAUUGAUGAUGAGGACACCGACGAAGAAGAUGAUAUAAACUCGAGGACACGUUUGGUACGCGAGGAGGACAUCAGCUACCUCCGGAAUCAUGUUCAGAAGCAGGCGGAGGAAAUAAGUUUCCAGAAGGAUAUCAUCGCCCAAGUCCGUGAUGAGUUGCUACAGCAGGAGGAGCAGACACGGCGGGCCUUGACCAAGGUGGAGAACGAGGAUGUUGUCCUGCUGGAGCGGGAGUUACGCAAACACCAGCAGGCCAACGAAGCGUUCCAGAAAGCUUUACGGGAAAUCGGCGGCAUCAUCACUCAGGUCGCGAACGGUGACCUGUCGAUGAAGGUCCAGAUUCACCCGCUGGAGAUGGACCCCGAAAUUGCCACAUUCAAACGCACAAUCAACACCAUGAUGGACCAACUGCAAGUCUUCGGUAGCGAAGUGUCGCGAGUCGCGCGAGAGGUCGGAACGGAAGGAAUCCUCGGUGGCCAGGCCCAAAUUACGGGGGUGCAUGGUAUCUGGAAGGAAUUGACCGAGAACGUCAACAUAAUGGCCAAGAAUCUUACGGAUCAGGUCCGUGAGAUCGCAGCGGUCACGACAGCGGUCGCCCAUGGUGAUCUGAGUCAGAAGAUCGAAAGUCGCGCUCAGGGUGAAAUCUUGGAACUUCAGCAAACCAUCAACACCAUGGUUGACCAACUUCGGACAUUCGCAACAGAGGUCACACGUGUCGCGCGUGAUGUCGGUACAGAAGGUGUUCUCGGCGGACAGGCUCAAAUCGAAGGGGUACAAGGCAUGUGGAACGAACUCACGGUAAAUGUCAACGCUAUGGCCAAUAAUUUGACCACGCAAGUACGGGAUAUCGCAACUGUCACCAAAGCGGUGGCCAAGGGUGAUCUGACGCAGAAGGUGCAAGCGAACUGCAAGGGGGAGAUCGCAGAGCUGAAGAAUAUCAUCAACUCCAUGGUGGACCAACUACGGCAGUUCGCCCAGGAAGUCACUAAGAUUGCUAAGGAGGUCGGCACCGACGGUGUCCUCGGCGGUCAAGCUACUGUCAAUGAUGUGGAGGGCACAUGGAAGGACCUGACUGAGAAUGUCAACCGCAUGGCCAACAACCUGACCACCCAGGUCCGAGAAAUUGCCGAUGUCACCACCGCCGUCGCAAAGGGUGAUCUGACCAAGAAGGUCACCGCCAACGUUCAAGGUGAGAUACUAGAUCUCAAGAGCACGAUCAACGGCAUGGUGGACCGACUCAACACCUUCGCCUUCGAAGUCAGCAAGGUCGCUCGUGAGGUCGGCACGGAUGGUACGUUGGGUGGUCAAGCCAAGGUCGACAACGUGGAAGGAAAGUGGAAGGAUCUGACCGACAACGUGAACACCAUGGCCCAGAACCUGACCUCGCAAGUGCGGAGUAUAUCAGACGUCACACAAGCCAUCGCCAAGGGUGAUCUUAGCAAGAAGAUCGAGGUCCACGCCCAAGGAGAGAUCCUGACCCUCAAGGUUACCAUCAAUCACAUGGUGGAUCGACUGGCGAAGUUUGCUACCGAGCUCAAGAAGGUCGCCCGCGACGUCGGAGUGGACGGCAAGAUGGGUGGUCAGGCCAACGUCGAGGGCAUUGCUGGAACAUGGAAGGAGAUCACGGAGGACGUGAAUACGAUGGCCGAGAAUCUGACUUCGCAAGUACGUGCAUUCGGUGAGAUCACGGAUGCCGCCACGGACGGUGAUUUCACCAAGCUCAUCACGGUCAAUGCCUCCGGCGAGAUGGACGAGUUGAAGCGCAAGAUCAACAAGAUGGUUUCGAAUCUCCGAGACAGUAUCCAGCGUAACACGGCUGCCAGGGAAGCCGCAGAGUUGGCGAACCGCACCAAGUCCGAGUUCCUGGCCAACAUGAGUCACGAGAUCCGAACGCCCAUGAACGGUAUCAUCGGUAUGACGCAGUUGACGCUGGACACGGAUGAUCUGAAGCCGUAUACUCGCGAGAUGUUGAACGUCGUGCACAACCUGGCCAACAGUCUGCUGACCAUCAUUGACGAUAUACUCGAUAUCUCCAAGAUCGAGGCCAACCGGAUGGUGAUUGAGAGCAUCCCCUUCACCGUGAGAGGGACUGUUUUCAACGCCCUGAAGACGCUGGCAGUGAAGGCAAACGAGAAGUUCCUGAGCCUGACCUACCAAGUCGACAACACCGUCCCUGACUAUGUCAUCGGUGACCCCUUCCGUCUGCGGCAGAUCAUCCUGAACCUGGUCGGCAACGCCAUCAAGUUCACCGAACACGGAGAGGUCAAACUUACGAUCUGCAAGUCUGACCGAGAGCAAUGUGCCGCCGAUGAAUAUGCGUUUGAGUUCUCUGUGUCUGAUACGGGUAUUGGUAUCGAGGAAGACAAGCUGGACCUUAUCUUUGACACCUUCCAGCAAGCGGACGGCUCGACCACGCGGCGGUUUGGUGGAACCGGUCUGGGUCUCUCCAUUUCCAAACGUCUGGUGAACCUGAUGGGUGGUGAUGUCUGGGUCACCUCGGAGUAUGGCCAUGGCAGCACCUUCCAUUUCACCUGUGUUGUGAAGCUGGCCGAUCAAUCGCUGAGCGUCAUCGCAUCGCAGCUGUUGCCGUACAAGAACCAUCGGGUUCUCUUCAUCGACAAGGGUGAGAACGGUGGCCAGGCCGAGAAUGUCAUGAAAAUGCUCAAGCAGAUCGACCUGGAGCCAUUGGUCGUUCGGAAUGAGGACCACGUCCCGCCCCCGGAAAUCCAAGAUCCCUCUGGCAAGGAGUCUGGCCAUGCCUACGACGUCAUAAUCGUGGACUCGGUGGCCACCGCUCGACUGUUGCGGACAUUCGAUGAUUUCAAAUACGUGCCUAUCGUGUUGGUCUGCCCCUUGGUCUGCGUGAGCCUGAAAUCUGCUCUUGACCUCGGCAUCAGCUCGUACAUGACUACGCCGUGCCAGCCCAUCGAUCUCGGCAACGGUAUGCUGCCCGCGCUCGAAGGACGUUCCACGCCCAUCACCACCGACCAUUCUCGCUCGUUUGACAUCCUGCUUGCGGAGGACAACGAUGUCAACCAGAAGCUGGCUGUCAAGAUUCUUGAGAAACACAACCACAACGUGUCUGUCGUCAGUAACGGUCUCGAGGCCGUGGAAGCCGUGAAGCAGCGCCGCUACGAUGUCAUCCUGAUGGACGUCCAGAUGCCGGUGAUGGGUGGUUUCGAAGCCACCGGCAAGAUCCGCGAGUAUGAGAGGGAGAGCGGUCUUAGUCGAACGCCGAUCAUCGCGCUUACGGCGCACGCCAUGCUGGGUGACCGAGAGAAGUGCAUCCAGGCGCAGAUGGAUGAGUACUUGUCGAAACCCCUGAAGCAGAACCAGAUGAUGCAGACAAUCCUCAAAUGUGCUACGUUAGGCGGUUCCCUUUUGGAGAAGAGCAAGGAGUCGCGCAUCUCGAGUAGCGGUGAAAUGCACCCGGUCCACCACACCAGCUCCGAUGGCAAGAGCCAGCAGCGGCCGAGUCUGGAGCCGCGUGCCAUCACGGCGUCAGGCAACAUCAACCGCGGGAGCAUCGCAAGCCCAACCGUUGAGAAGCCCGACGACCUUGCGAUGGAAAGGGCACUGCUGCGGUCCAAUAGCUCGUGAGACGUUCUCAAGAUAUCCUUUCGCUUGUUUUCCUUUCAUGUUUCCGAGUGGCUUCGAUGCAAACCUUAUACCCUAUCUAUUUGCGCGCCUGUAAGAAAUGUUCA
This is a messenger RNA of Aspergillus heteromorphus CBS 117.55, 4258 nucleotides long. It is a transcript of the gene tcsC, whose product is annotated as putative two-component osmosensing histidine kinase (Bos1). NCBI's taxonomy places the organism in Eukaryota, Fungi, Ascomycota, Eurotiomycetes, Eurotiales, Aspergillaceae. The record is from RefSeq and is a predicted model, not a curated record. Gene Ontology annotation, molecular function: phosphorelay sensor kinase activity. The coding region runs from base 249 to 4154 and encodes 1301 amino acids. The transcript has 3 exons. Gene Ontology annotation, biological process: phosphorylation; cellular hyperosmotic response; phosphorelay signal transduction system. Gene Ontology annotation, cellular component: membrane.